AUGAGUGCGGGAGUUUACAAAUUCUGGAAGUAUAUACUAUAUCUGUUUCUCAUCUGCCCGACUCAAAUCAUCCCAACUUCUGCUGCUACGGUAAAGGGAAACGAAACAGAUCAACUAGCAUUGUUGGCCUUCAAAGAAAAAAUUAUCCAUGAUCCUCAAGGAGCUUUUAGCUCAUGGAAUAUGUCUCUCAACUUCUGCAGCUGGGCAGGCAUCACAUGCAGCAAACAACACAAAAGAGUCACCAGCAUAAACCUUGCAUCUAAGGCAUUUGUGGGCUCUUUACCGCGUGAUAUAGGAAACAUAAUUUUCCUGACUGAAAUUGUUCUUACCAACAACAGUCUUCAAGGCACAAUUCCUCAAGAAGUCGACCGUCUUUUCAGUCUUAAAGUUCUAAGCUUGGGACGAAACGCUUUGGAAGGAAAUAUACCAGAUACCUUGGGACGAGUUAAUAGGUUAGUCAUUCUCGAACUUUUUUCCAAUAACCUAUCUGGUACGAUCCCGAAUUCUGUUUUCAAUCUCUCAUCACUGAAUGUCUUCAAUUUGGCCAACAAUCAACUUCAAGGAAGUAUACCAACAGACUUUGGUCUGACCCAUCACAAUCUACAGAAGAUUCAGCUAUUUGAUAACAGAUUAAGUGGAAACAUCCCUAUAUCACUUUCUAAUGCUUCAAAACUUCAAGUUAUUCACUUGCAGUUCAACAAUUUUAGUGGCCCCAUAUCAGUAGAUUUUGGAAGGUUACCGUAUCUUCAAAAUUUAAGUCUGGAAUAUAAUAAUUUCGGACUUGGGGAACAGGGUGACUUGAAAUUUAUUGACUCGUUAGUAAAUUGCAGGAGCUUAAAGAUAUUGAAACUAGGGGCCAAUAACUUACAAGGAUCAUUGCCCCGUUCUAUUGCUAAUCUAUCAAUCGAGCUAACGAUGAUAAGCUUAGCAGAUAACUGUAUAUGUGGAAGCAUCCCUCCCGACAUAUCCAAAUUUAUCAAUUUGAUCUUUUUAUCUAUAGAGCAUAACAAUUUCACGGGCAUUAUUCCCCCUGAAAUCACCCAACUUGGAAAGUUGCAAAGCAUUCUUCUUUCUAACAACAGACUUACAGGGAACAUUCUGGCCUCCAUAGGGAACCUAUCUAUGUUGGAUGAAGUUCAUUUAGAAUAUAAUGAAUUGAACGGAAUAAAGCAGGGUAUUGGUUAUAUCUGCGGCCUUAGUUCUAUCAUUCUGUUAAAUGCAUAA
This is a messenger RNA of Daucus carota subsp. sativus, 1224 nucleotides long. Its product is annotated as probable LRR receptor-like serine/threonine-protein kinase At3g47570. NCBI's taxonomy places the organism in Eukaryota, Viridiplantae, Streptophyta, Magnoliopsida, Apiales, Apiaceae. The record is from RefSeq and is a predicted model, not a curated record. Bases 1 to 1224 code for a protein of 407 amino acids. The transcript has a single exon. Gene Ontology annotation, molecular function: protein binding.